AAAAGAAUAAUCAUGAAAAAUCAAAAUUAUCAAAAGAUUAUACGGAUGUUUCAUCGAUUCGUCCACCACCACCAAAACAACGACCACGAAUACCAUAUCAAACGAUAUUUAUUCCUGAUAAAAUUGAUAGCGUAUAUCUGGAUGAUUUACCAAUCGAUGCUAAAAUUAUUAAUUAUGAAGAAACAUCAUUCAUUUUCUCACCAUACAUUUAUCACAUUGAAUUGAAUCAUGGACAUUUCAAUUGGAUUAUUAAACGUCGUUUCAAUCAAUUUCGUCAACUACAUAAUCAAAUCCGGCUGUUCUAUACAAAAUUGGCCAUUCCAUUACCCACACAGAAUAGUAGACAGAAUCGUAAAAUUCUCGAAAGAAUGGGUGAAAUUGAAUGGCCAAAAUUUCCUGUUCUUCCUGAAAUGUUUUAUAUUGGCGACGGGAUAAGCCGUCGUAUUAAAAUUCUUGAAGAUUAUCUUCGUUUUCUGCUUGGCCAUUCACUGUUUCGUCAUCAUCCUUCAUUGCAAACAUUUCUGGCAAUCAGCCCAUAUUCAUUUAUCGAUGAACUUGGACUAAAAGGUGAAGAAGUUUUUGUGAAAAAACGUGCCGGUGGUUUUCGUUCAGCUACAUACUGUGUUCGUAUUGAAAAUUUUUUCACCGAUCUUACUGGCCAUUGGCGUAAACGAUGGCUAGUAGUGAAAGAUACUUGUCUAUUUUAUUUGGAACCAAAAGAUAAAAAAAUUCGUUAUGUAAUGUUAUUUGAUCCAGAUUUUUAUGCCGAUGCUGGUAUCAAAGAAACUGGUAUUACAUUCGGUUUACGUAUACGUAAUAUGUCCAGACAGCUAGUAAUGAAAUGUUUUUCAGCAAAAAGUGCAAAAGAAGUUGCCGAUUAUUUAAAUGAACAUUCACGUAUAUAUGCCAAAGAUUUUGUUCAACGUAAUCGUUUUGGUUCAUUUGUACCAGUGCGAAAAUCCAUUUAUAGCCAAUGGUUUGUUGAUGGUUGUGCAUAUUUCGAAGCAGUAUCCCAAGCUAUGGAAAUGGCAAAAGAAGAAAUUUUCAUCACUGAUUGGUGGUUAUCGCCGGAAAUUUAUUUACAACGUCCUAGUCUUGGAUUUGAUUGGCGUCUAGAUCGGUUAUUAUUGAAAAAAGCUUGUUCAGGUGUACGAAUAUUUAUAUUGUUGUAUAAAGAAAUGGAAAUCGGAAUCAGUAUCAGUUCAAUUUAUACGAAACGUACACUGAUGAAAAUGCAUGAAAAUAUUGCCGUAUUACGACAUCCAGAUGCUGUACGUGGUGGACCAUUAUUGUGGUCACAUCAUGAAAAAUUAGUGAUCAUUGAUCAACAGGUUGCAUUCGUUGGUGGUAUUGAUCUUUGUUUUGGUCGUUGGGAUAAUUUUGAACAUCGUCUCAUUGAUCAAGGUGGAAUUUUUUUCAAAGCACAACAACAUGACCUUAUCCGUAAUUCAACUAGACCUAAUGGUCUAAUGUAUCGUUCGAUAUCACAGCCAUUUCUGGCUGAUGCAAUUGCAGCAGCUGAUGAUAGUUCUCCCACUAAAGAAGCAGUUGUUAGUGGUGGUGGUGGUGGUAAAAUUCGAAAAAAACGUAAUGUAAAUACUAUUGGUGAUGAUAAACAAGAACUACCAAUAGUUAGAGUGAUUGAUGAUGAUUCCAUUGAAACAAGAUCUGUAGCUGAUGUUGAAGAGAUUCUCAUUGAAAAUGAUACAAAUCAACAAAAGCUGAUCGAUCAUCACAACAACAUCGACAUCAUCAACAAAAAUGAUUAUGAUGAAGUAGAUGAAGAACAACAAAUACGAAAAGUCAUAUCACAACAGACGAAAGGAAAUUUUUUCUCUAAAACCAGAAUAACCAGAAAAUUACGUGCAAAACAGACACGUGCAAUGGCACGUUUACGGCGGAUUAAAAAACGAAUUCGACGCCAUGUACGAACAGCUCAAGCCGAAGUACGAUCGAUCAUAUCAACGGAUGAGGAUAGUAAUGUGGAGAUUACACCGGAUUUUUUCAAACAAAGUAUACCACGUAUUCAAAAUGAAACUGAUAUUGCAUGUGAUGAAUUGGAAGGUGCAGCUAAACUAUGGAUCGGAAAAGAUUAUACGAAUUUUAUUGUCAAAGAUUUUACUCAUCUAAAUAUGCCAUUUCAAGAUUCAAUUGAUCGUAAUACUACACCAAGAAUGCCUUGGCAUGAUGUUUCAUGUGUCGUUAUCGGUGAUGCAGCACGUGAUGUUGCACGUCAUUUUAUUGAACGUUGGAAUCAUACAAAAUUUUCGAAAGCAAAAUUCAAAGACCGUUAUCCAUGGCUAAUACCGAAAACAUAUCGAAAAGAUUUAACAACAACGAAUGUCGAUGGUAAACCAAUGGAUCAAAUACCAGCUUAUCUGACACGUGUUCAUCGUGUUAAUUGUCAGACUAUACGUUCAGUUGGUUCAUGGUCUAUCGGUAUCCGACAGACGGAAGCAUCAAUUGUCGAUGCAUACAUUGAAGUGAUCAAUCAAGCUGAACAUUAUAUCUAUAUUGAAAAUCAAUUUUUUAUUUCACAAACAAAAACUCAUUUGGAAAGUACAGAUCUCGUUAAAAAUCGUAUAGCCGAAGCACUUUAUCGACGUAUAUUACGUGCAUUUCGUAAUGGCCAUACAUUUCGUGUAUUCAUACUCAUUCCAUUGUUACCAGCAUUCGAAGGUGAAGUUGGCACCAGUAGCGGUACAGCCAUUCAACAGAUUAUGCAUUAUAAUUAUUCAACAAUUGUCAAAGGAUAUGAUUCAUUAUUGGCGAAAUUAAGUUUGGAAAUUGAUGAUCCAAGUCAAUAUAUUGGAUUCUAUAGCCUUAGGAAUCAUACCAAAUUGAAUGGACGAUUGGUCACCGAAUUGAUCUAUAUUCAUAGUAAAAUUCUAAUAGCAGAUGAUAAAAUCAGUAUUAUUGGUUCGGCCAACAUAAAUGAUCGUUCAAUGUUGGGUUAUCGUGAUUCAGAAGUAUGUGUCAUUAUUGAAGAUCAAGAAUAUGAUUUUUAUUUUAUGAAUGAAAAACCAUAUAAAUCGGGAAAAUUUUCCGGUUCAUUAAGACGAAUGUUGAUGCGUGAACAUCUUGGUAUUUAUAAGGAAAACAAAGAAGAUAUGCUAAAAAUGACCGAUCUGGUUAAUGAUCCAAUUUCCGAUCAAUUCUGGAAUGAAAUCUGGAAUGCAAGAGCGAAAGAAAAUACAGAAAUCUAUGAACAAGUAUUCCCGGUUAUGCCUACGGAUGAUGUUCAAAAAUUAUCGGAUAUAAACACCUAUCUAGGAAGAGAAAAAUUAUAUAAAACCGAUGAAACAAAAGCUGAAGAGAUGCUUUCAUCGAUCAAAGGUCAUCUAGUCUUGUUACCAUUGCAAUUUCUUGCUGAAGAAAUACAAAUUAUUUAUAGUGCACAGGAUCGUUUCAUUCCGCAGAUUAUUUGGACAUGAAUUUUUAAUAUUUUUUUAUCAACUUUUCAUUAAAAUACUCAAAUCUUAAUCAUCA
Dermatophagoides farinae (American house dust mite) is the source of this 3489-nucleotide messenger RNA. The record is from RefSeq and is a predicted model, not a curated record. Lineage: Eukaryota; Metazoa; Arthropoda; Arachnida; Sarcoptiformes; Pyroglyphidae.